CGUCCUCUCGCCUAGCUCGUGCGAGUGCUGACCCGUGCCAUCUUCUCCCCGUCUGUUUCUCGUUGUUGUUGCCUAUAGGUGUGGGGGUGUGUGUCAUCUCGUGCCGGAGCUUGUGGUUGCCUUAUCUUCGUCGGAAAUGGCAUUACUGGAUGCCGUGGUGUAUCCCCAACCCCAAGGCCAUUUCGGCUACGGGCACAGGGACGCGUCCUACGGGCUUUCUUGGUCGUCAGACGCGACCGGCUUCGGCGAAUGGGACCCCUUCCUGCUCGCCUCCCUCGUGCAGAAUGCCGAGGAGUGGGGGGAGGAGUUGGGCUCCAAGAAGGCCUCGCUGGAGCACGACGCGGCGCCGUCGGCUGUCGAGUGGCCAUCGCCGGUCACGACGACGAAGAGGAAGAGGAGGAGGCCCAAGGUCGUCAAGAACGAGAAGGAGGUCGAGAGCCAGCGGAUGACCCACAUUGCCGUUGAGCGGAACCGCCGCCGGCAGAUGAACGAGUACCUCGCUGUGCUCCGAUCUCUCAUGCCACCUUCCUACGCGCAAAGGGGCGAUCAAGCAUCUAUUGUUGGGGGAGCAAUCAACUACGUGAGGGAGCUUGAGCAGCUGCUCCAAUCCCUCGAGGUGCAAAGGAGCCUAAAGGAGCACAACCCCAACUUGUCCAAUCCCUUCACUGGUUUCUUCAGGUUUCCACAGUACUCCGCUACCUCCGCCUGUCACUGUCACGGCGGCGCCGGCAAGCACACGAACAAGGAGGAGAUGCCCGAUAGGAGCCCCCAGUCUCCGUCGGUUGCCGCCGACAUCGAAGCGAGCAUGGUGGAGGGACACGCCAGCGUCAAGGUUCAGGCGCCGCGGCGGCCUAGGCAGCUGCUGAGGCUGGCAGACGGUCUCCAGCAGCUCGGGCUCACGACCUUGCAUCUCAACGUCAGCACGGCUGGCACCACGGUCAUGUACUCCUUCAGCCUCAAGGUGGAGGAUGAAUGCAGGCUCAGCUCUGUGGAGGAGAUUGCUGCUGCAGUGCAUGAGAUUCUAGGGGGGGUACAGGAGGGAGCAGGCUUUAGUUGAUACCGAAACCGUCUUGUGAAUUUGUACUGCUUGGUGUCUUGGAUUCUUGCAUGCACAAGAGUUGUUUCGAAGGCCAACGAAAUAUAAAUAUUUGAGCAGCUAUUUUUUCUCUCUCUUUUU
This is a messenger RNA of Panicum hallii, 1177 nucleotides long. Its product is annotated as transcription factor bHLH94-like. NCBI's taxonomy places the organism in Eukaryota, Viridiplantae, Streptophyta, Magnoliopsida, Poales, Poaceae. The record is from RefSeq and is a predicted model, not a curated record. The transcript has 3 exons. Gene Ontology annotation, biological process: regulation of transcription by RNA polymerase II. Gene Ontology annotation, molecular function: protein dimerization activity; DNA-binding transcription factor activity, RNA polymerase II-specific; RNA polymerase II cis-regulatory region sequence-specific DNA binding. The coding region runs from base 137 to 1057 and encodes 306 amino acids.